AUGUAUUUUCCAACAUCGUGUUGCACCCUUCCCCCAGUGGAGUCGAAUUACACCCCCACAGGUUCUAACGUCCAACUGGAAGAUUUCUCAGUGUAUGAGACUGGAGAUACCAAAAGCUACAAGUUGCUAAUUUGUUUAUACGACAUUUUUGGAUUCCACCCAGUCACGAAGCAAUUCUGCGACAAGUUGAGCUCCUCUGGCUUUCGAGUAGUUAUGCCAGAUUUUUUUAGAGGAAAACCAUUUCCUUCUGAAACCUAUCCACCAAAAGACCGGCAAGUCCUCGUGGAUUUUGUGACGACGAGUGGCUCCUGGGAGAAAGUCGUGAAAGGCGACCUUUGCAAACUUUUCGAGCAUUACAGGGGGCAAGGGGUAGGACAAAUUGGAAUGUUUGGGUUUUGUUGGGGUGCUCUGAUGUGCGUCUCGGCUUCCUGUGAAUAUUCCAGUGACAUCAAAGCAAUCGCAUUGAUACAUCCAUCGCUUGUUAAGGACGAAGAUGGGGACCGAGUCAUGACUCCGGUCCUUGUUCUCCCCGCUAGCGGUGAUGCUGACAUGGUUCCCUUUUAUGAAAAAGUGAAAGCAAGAUUUGGUGAGGAUGGGAGUGGUCAUCACCGCUUUGUGGACGUGCCGCAUGGGUUUUGUGCCGCUCGUGGAAACAUGGAGGAUGAGUUGAACAGGAAACGUGUUGAUGAAGCUUUGACUCUGACUCAUAAAUUCUUCAGCAAACAGUUGAAAUAA
This is a messenger RNA of Folsomia candida, 735 nucleotides long. RefSeq lists its product as uncharacterized. The transcript has 3 exons. Bases 1 to 735 code for a protein of 244 amino acids. NCBI's taxonomy places the organism in Eukaryota, Metazoa, Arthropoda, Collembola, Entomobryomorpha, Isotomidae. The record is from RefSeq and is a predicted model, not a curated record. Gene Ontology annotation, molecular function: hydrolase activity.